Messenger RNA from Nilaparvata lugens (brown planthopper), 10986 nucleotides. RefSeq lists its product as uncharacterized. The transcript is spliced from 8 exons. The record is from RefSeq and is a predicted model, not a curated record. Lineage: Eukaryota; Metazoa; Arthropoda; Insecta; Hemiptera; Delphacidae. Gene Ontology annotation, cellular component: nucleus. Gene Ontology annotation, biological process: base-excision repair, AP site formation. Bases 187 to 3024 code for a protein of 945 amino acids. Gene Ontology annotation, molecular function: DNA binding; mismatch base pair DNA N-glycosylase activity.
UUUUCUGAAACAUCUUGGCAACCAAUCACAAGUAGUCAGAUUUUUCCCGUAGAGAGAGCUUUUUUUAAUGUCAAUAGUUUUAACUGUAACAUGUAAAUUGUAUUUUGUCGCGAAGUACCGAAUUACAAGCAGUUCUCUGUUUAGUGAUCUAAAUAUCGAAUUAGUGGUGUAACGUACAGUUUCAAAAUGCAGGUUGCAACUCUGUUUAGGGAAACAGCCACGCUUCUAGGAGCUUCAAUGGAAGCAUCAGAAGGGCCUGGCCUUAAAAUGAAUUGUGGAAAUGAAGAAUGGCAACAACAACAUCAGCAGCAUCAACAGCAGCAGCAGCAGCAACAACAGCAACAACAGUCAAAGCAAAACUACUCAGACCCUCCAAUGAUGAAGCAAGAGGCUAACGAUGAUGGGUACGAGACCAGCGGUGGAGAUAUCGACAUGCGUGAUGUGAACAAAACAGUGAUGAUGUCGCCGCAUGCACAUGCCCACGCACAUCUGCACGCACCUCAUCACCCACACGCGCACACGCAUCCACAUGUGCAUCCCCAUCCCCAUGCCCAUCUCCACCCACACGAUCAUCGGCAUCACUCACAUGUCACACAUCCCCAUUCACAUGCUCUGAAUCACAUGAUGCCAAACCCGACCCUCGACACGCCGCAGUUCAACGACGACCCGUACAGCUUUGUCGAUGAGGAUCACAUGCAGAUGAACACCGUGCAGUGUCCGCCCCUCGUCAUGCCCCAUGUGCCCAAGAAGCGUGGUCGUAAGAAAAAAAUCAAACUCGACGAUCAACAACAAAUGCCUGGAAUGGGGUACCCUGAGAGUCCUCUAGCUUUGAAACCUCAAAGCGCCGUCAAGGUUUUCAAGGAGCGUAAAAAGCACGACCGCUUCAAUGGGAUGCCGGAAGAAGAAGUUUCAAAGCGGACCUUGCCCGAUCAUCUUACCCAGAAUCUGGAUAUUGUCAUUAUUGGUAUUAACCCCGGACUCUUUGCUGCUUAUAAAGGCCACCAUUACGCGGGCCCUGGCAACCACUUCUGGAAAUGCUUGUAUCUAUCGGGACUUACACCUGAGCCUAUGACCGCUGAAGACGACUACAAACUACUCAAAGUAGGAAUCGGCUUCACCAACAUGGUAGAAAGAGCAACCAAAGGUAGCGCUGAUCUCACAAGAAAGGAAAUAAAAGAAGGAAGCCAAAUUUUGUUGGAAAAACUCCAAAAAUACAAACCGAAGAUAGCAGUGUUCAAUGGGAAACUCAUCUUUGAAGUUUUCUCUGGAAAGAAAGAUUUUAGCUUCGGCAGACAACCAGACUGCGUUGAUGGAACAAAUACGUACAUGUGGGUGAUGCCGUCAUCUAGUGCCCGUUGCGCCCAACUGCCCAGAGCUGCAGACAAAGUUCCCUUCUAUGCUGCCCUCAAGAAAUUCCGAGACUACUUGAAUGGCCUGGUGCCAGAGCUUGACGAGAAAGAGAUUGUGUUCACCUACUCCAAACUCAAAAACUUCUUCGAGUCCGAUGUGAAAGAAGAAGGUAAAGAUGGACUUUAUGGUGGUUAUAAUAACGAUAGAGAUAGUUUAACAGAUUUGAGCAAUGCUGUGAUCAAGAAGGAGGGAGAAGGGGACCAACCUUCAUCCGAGCAGCCUAGAAAGAAGAGAGGCAGGCCAAAGAAGAUCAAAAUCGAAGGUCAAGUAGAGGUCAAGGAAGAGCCUCGACCAAAAGUCAUCAAAGAAACUAACAGAGACCCAGAGUCUACAAAUGAUGUGCCAAAAAAGAAGCGAGGUAGACCGAAGAAGAUAAAAACCGAUGAUAACAUGAAGCCUGCUAACAGCAUGGUGAAGUCUGAACACAGCAACCAGGGUCCUACGCAUCUAUCAGACGGCUUCGCUCCAAUUCCAUCGCCGAUGAAUCUUUGCCAGCAGGGUUUCCCUCCGAUGUACAGCACUCCACAGCCCUAUCAGAACCAAAACUCAUCUCAGUCGCCAUUGUCCAGCCACACUUUCCACCAGUCGCCCAUGCAGUCGCACAGCUACAACCAGUCUCCGCAGCCCCCCUCCUUCACUCACUCGGAUCUCUCGUCAGAAAUCAGUGCUGCCAUAUCUUCCGAUCAGAAUCUGGGCUCCCGAUCACCUGGCUCGCCAAGCCUUGGGCCUCCCGACUUCGAGCCACCCACAUCCAUGCAGGAAGAGUCCAGUAAAAGUCCACCAAUGACCACCAAGGAAGAGCCCGAUGAAAAUCACCACGCCGAUUGUCACUUCUCCAAUGCUGCAACACCCACUAGAAAGAAAUCGCCCGAUUUGAGCUAUCAUAGCUACGAGGAGUUCUCUGGUGACUCGGAAAGUCACUCGUCGGUCAGAUACCCUCAAAGGCCACCAUCCGUCUUUACUCCAAAGACUGGUUCUCUCAACCAAGACGUUUCUUCUAAGAGCUUAUCCGGAUUGGAAUCGCUAGUAGACCAAAUACCCAACAUAAGCGAUGGAGAUGCUCCACAUACCGUGGAAUCGUUAGAGCCCAGCCAUACGUCCUAUAAUGAUGACUCGUCAUACCUGACUGAUUACCCGAGGGUGUCCCAUUACAGUCCACAAUACAGCGCCUCGACCCCGACACCCAGCAUGAAUUUCUCGGUGACAUCUUUGGCCAGCAGCAGUGCCGUCUCCAGCGAUGACUCUCCAUCUUCAUUCUCAGUGUCGAGUCUUGCAUCCAACUACAAUGCCACCUCUUCGUAUGCAGGUCUGAUGGGUCCUCCCCACCCUCACCCACAUCCCCAUGCCCAUCACCCCAUGGGAGGUCAUCUUGAGUCGCUGGUAGACAGCAGUCGUAUGGCAAGCAUGUACCCCUACAAUACAGGCAACCCCUAUUCGACGCCUUACCCCGGGGCGGCUUCUGGCUACCCCUAUUCUCCGGCUCACAACCUCCACCCUAACUUCCCCUAUCCAUCUCCCUACUCUAACUCGCCCUAUCCUCAGGCCAGCUACCUUCCCAAUCAUGUAUUCGACAGAAUCAAAUCUGAUCGAAUGGAUAUUGGCUAUCAGUUUUGAUAAACGAAAUUUGUAAUGGUCUACCUUAAUUUUUUUAUUGUUUAAAGAAACCCUCCGAUGUAUUAUCAUUAGCAAGACUGCUUUAUAAUGUAAUCGCUUUAUGUUUUAUGUUGAAAUUCAUUUUCCUUUACUAGAGGUAGUAAAGUGGAAAUUGUCGUCAGUAAAAUUUAUCUGAUGUUUUUGAGAAGGAUUCGUGGUAUCGUCUAUUAUAAAGCUGCGUGCAGACUUUUGCUCCACCAACACGCGCAUUUGGCUUUUCAUCAGCUGAUUAUAUCUGUAUUUGUACUGAAACUGUUAGAACACAAUAAAGAAAAUAUCAAAAGUACCCUUCAUUUCGUCGCAUCACUACUAGGUUAUCUAUUUUAUUUACACUUGAAAAUAGCUCUUGAAGAGUUGAAACAAACCUGAAAUUAUUUAAAUCCUGCUUAUUUAUUCUAUUUAUACUUGGAAAUGGCUCUUAAAGAGUUGAAACAAAUGAACCUGAAAUAUAUAAAACCUGUUUAUUAAAUCUAUUUAUACUUGAAAAUGGCUCUUAAAGAGUUUAAACAAAUGAACCUGAAAUAUAUAAAACCUGCUUAUUAAUUCUAUUUAUACUUAAAAUGGCUCUUGAAGAGUUUGAACAAAUGAACCUUAAAUAUAUAAAACCUGUUUAUUAAUUCUAUUUAUACUUGAAAAUGGCUCUUGAUGAGUUGAAACUAGUAGUGUUGCUGUGAAGGGUACUUUUAAUAAUUUUUUAUUGUGUUUUAAUUAUCAGUAGCCCUAGAAAGAAGAGUGAAUAUAGAACCAUUAAGAUACUGUUAUAAUAAGCUUAGCAUCAGCUGAUGAAAGUGAAAUGCGCGUGUUCAUGGCGCUGAAUUCUGUAAGCAGCUUAAUAUGCCUAGUAUCUCAAGCAUAAUUGACCGAGAUUCCCAAAUUAUAAUUUCAGAUUACAUGGUAUCCUUAUUAUCAGACAAUUAACCAUAAAUACUUGCUCAACUUGCUUUAAUUAGUUUUUUCAGUACUACGUUGGUCGAAGAUUAUAGCAUUUACUAAUUUUCAAUCGCUCAUCAAACAAACUACGGAAAUUCAUUUUCUUCUGAAAAUGUGUACAAAUUUGCACACAAAUGCCACAAAUUAGCUAUUUAACAGAUAGCUACCAGAGUACCAGAUUUAUUUCAAAAAAUGUUUAUUACGGAUGAUAAUUCUGACUAAUAUUGAGUAAGAGGUUUUGAAUCUUAAUGAGUUACCGUUCACAAUAAUUUGAAUGCUAUCUUUUUUAAAGGUAUGCAAUAGUUGAAUAAUUGUGGAAUCCUUCUAUAAUAUAAUAUCGCGUAUGGAGAGGAUUGUUUUAUUGUCUCGUAGUUGUUUAUGACAUUAUUACACAUUUAUCUCAUAUGAUACUUUUGCUUGUUAGAAAUACAAUUAUUUCUCUAUGUCAAUGGAACCAGUCAAUUUUUCAAUUCAUUGUAAUGAAUGGCUAAAGUUGUUUGUUUGUAUUUUGGAAUGUGUAUUCUUCAAACAGUAAGUGUGUUUUAUCAGAAAUAUUUGGUAUUUUACAAUCAAUCGAUUGUAUCAGUGUUUAGAAUAAUUGUUUAUUAGUCGGUGUACUUUGAGAAUUGAUUGAAAUGCUGUUUUAGCAGCCUUUCAAAGUGUAGUCUGUAUUUAUCCAAUAUUGUAAUGAUUUUCCUGUUAACUACCCUGCAUUUAUAUCCAAACCAUAUAUGUUUAUUAUUUAUUACUUUUUUUGGUUGUUAGUAAUAAUUGUUAUAGUUCUAUGUUUGUCGACAACCUUAAUUGGAAAUAUAAUUGUUUAAUCAUACUACUGGUACUAUCAACCAGAGCUGGAAGCUUUUCAAAUAAUCUAUCAAUGAUUGUCACCAUAAGUCUUAUGUGCAAUGUGUUUGAAGCAUUAUCAUCUUUUGAGAUUACUUCAAGCAUUCAUUAUUAUCUCAUUGAAACGAUGAUUUUUACCGUUAUCUCGUUCAACCUGUCACCAUUAUUUUAUCGAAAUGAUAUUAUUCUUCAUUACCCUUAUUGCAAUAUGUGCAAUAUUAUGCGUUUCAUUAUUUCAUUCUAAUAUUUGUUGUUAAUUUGUAGAUAUCUUUAUUAUAUUUUGUUCUGUUGCUAAAUGUAGAUUUUUAUUUUGAUUUUUUGUAGUCAUGCAUAUUAAUUGUUUUUGAAUUCAUUAAUUUUAUUUUGAAUUCAUAUUUUUUUGACAUCGAUUUGGAAUCUUAUUAUUUGUAUGCCACAAUGUACAUAUUUUGGGUGCAAGUGUUCAAAGAGUGAGUGAAUAGAGUUUUAAAUUACAUCUGAGACAUAUCAGUAUAAUAAAACAAAUUGUUUACCAUUGAAAAAUGCAAAUAUUACCGACGGAUUCCUUAAUAAUUAUGAAAUCAUUCUAUUGGAUUUAUUGAUCAAAUUUGCAUUAAACAUUUUAUUGCUGAACGUUUGAUUCAGUUAUUUUGAAGUACAACAAUAUGAAAAUAGUCAAUAAGUUGUCGAAUUUCGCUCUUAUUUCGACAUCUAAUUUUCUAAACAUAUUUUUCUUUGUCAAUUGCAUAAUUUAAUGGAGUAUUUGCAAUUCUAAGAUAUUUGAAAAAAAUUAACAAUUUGAAUUAUCAACUACCUAUAUCACCAGUACAAACUUCAGGCUUCCAGAAUUAUUAUUCUUAAUUCGAUUCUUCCAAAUCAAUGUCGUUCCAUUAUUUAUGAUAAUAUAUUCACAGUACAAAAAUAAUAACUCAUAAUUUUGUUUGCUUUUUUCAUGAAUUUUUAAAUUUAUUAUUAUUUUAUCACAUGAUUAAUACUGUCAUUGAAUGAUGUUUACUUUCAUCAUUACUGCUUUUCAUCAUUAUUUCAUGUAAGCACGGUUAUAGCACAAGUGAGAAAAUUCAUAGUUAUGAAGUUUGGCUAAUUUAAUCUUCGACUAAAUACUGAAUUCUCAAUCAAAUCCACUCUAAUUUAUUUGUAUCAUCAUCUUUAUAUUCUUGAGUAAUCAAUCGCAUGCAAUUUGUAUCAUUAUCUUUUAUCUUUAUAUUUUUGAGUAAUCAAUCGCAUACACUUUAUACUCAUUAUAAAUCUUAUUCAAUGUACUUCAUUUCAAUCUGUACAUAAUUCUUUGUUCAAGUUACUUUUGAAUAUUUGAUUAAUAUAUUUAUAACAUCAACUGAAUAUUUUAUCAUAUGAUUGAAAUUAUUUUACUCAUUGCAUUGUUUUCACUAAAAAUAGAAAACUUGAAUAUUUUCAACUGCACCGUAUUUUUUAUCAUUGGACAGUACCUACAGUGAAUCAGGUCUUGUAAAAGGAAAGUUUAUGAAUGAAAAACAGUUGAAUCAGGUUUUGCUAAAGGAAAGUUUAGGAAUGAAUCUAUCUCUUUGAAACUAUUGUUUCUGCCAUGCAUGUUCCCCUCUGAUUCAACCUUUGAAUUAUUUUCAUUGAUGGUUUGUAAUCCCUAUUGAUAGAUUAUGCUAAGAAAAAUGUCUGUCUAUUGAAUUCCCCCACUAUCGAAAUAACUUAAAAUCUGAAUUAAGAAAGUAAGUUGCAUUGUGCUUCUUGUUGUAAAAUACAUUGGUGUAUCUUGAAAGUUGACAUUAUUCAAUUGCUAAAUAAUAUCGAUGUUCUACCCCUGUAGAUAUAUGUGCUCAUCUUGGUACCGUUUCCAAUUUCAGUGUCAGUGUCAGUUGUGUUCUCUGUGAUAUAGUAGCUAGUAGUAAGAUGUUUCAAACCUAUCCACAUAUAUAAUAUGUAGCUUCUUCAGUAGAUAAUUACUUUCAAUGUUUAGGUUUUUAAGACUGAGAAGAACACUGUUAAUUAUUUGUGAAUAUGAACCCGCCAAGUCAUUUAAAUGUUUGUUGUUCCUCAGAAUAUGUUUCAACUCCCUUCAAGCAGUUUGCAUGUAGCUUAAUCGGUGUUAAAUUUGGUGUGGUUUUUACGUAAUUAAAAUGAAUAUAAAUCUCAUCAUGAUCACAGCAUUGGGAGUAUUGCAUAAUUAACAUGUACAAAUCAUAGUACAAAUCAAAUUCACCUAUAAUAUUUGCUUCAAUCAAGAAUGGUCUAGUCCUUUAUGCUGAUUGACUGGUAUUUUUCCAAUAUCUGUCAUAAGCCAUAUUCAUCGUUAAUGAAGUGAAUGCAGUUUGUAAGGAUGAAACUUAUCUACUAUGAAUGUCUAUUGGUGUCAAUUAUGUACUACUAAUCAGUGACACUAAUUAAUUAUUAACUCUCUUGGUGUUCAAACUAGCGUGCAUUGAAUUCAUUGUCUGUGUUGAUUGAGGUCUGUGUUCAAUAUCUGUUUAUGUAAGGUGCAAAAAUAUCAUUCGAUGUAGAAUAUGAAACUAAUUGAAUUGUACGUCUAUUAUUUAUAUUUAUUUUUGUUUACAAUACACCAUUCGAAGAUCUCACAUAGGAUUAUGUUAUACGUUCUAUUAUACCCUAAGAACAAAGAGAUUUGAAAUGAGAUGUUGGUAGUGUAUAUUGUACAGUACUAGAAAUAAUCUUUAAACACGUCACUCAAUCACGUAUAUUUGAUUAUUAAUAAUUUUUAUCAGUCAUAUUAAUAUAAUCAUUUAAAUACUGUAGUAGAAACAUAUAAUUUUGUUCCAAUUUUUCAUUUAUAUCGAGUAUCACAAUUAUGUUGUAGGUCUUUAUUUAUAUUAUAACCCCCUAAAAUGAAUUUUUAUUCUGUCAAGUAUAGUUCAAUAUUAUUUUUAGAUAACAGUUUCCAAUCACCAUUGAUAAAACUCCUAGAAUGUAAAUCCUAAACUGAAUGAAUAAUGAGCGGAAGAUUUUUUAUUUCCGACUAAAGUUCCCACUUGUUAUAUUAACGUAUUUGGAGGUGCUCAAAUAUCCUAUGAUUUUUGUUGUGGGUCUCUAUUAUAAUAAUUUACAGUGCACUAACUUGGGUUAGGAUGGCUUAUCGUGGUAUCGAGUCUCAUAACAAGAGUUAGUUUGCAUUAUCACCGAAGAAUAUUAUUUAGUUUUUUAAAUCGGUCUUCCCACCAAAAAAUCAGUUGGAAGGAUCUUAUAAAUUUGAUCUCAGAGUAAUCUAUCUAUCUCAUUUCACUGAUUUUGGAGUUUUUUCGACCAAUCACGUUGCAGAAUCAUUUGAAAUCUCUUUGAGGAAUUUUAUCAUUAAGAAUUAUGGGUCUCCUCCAGAGAAUCUAAUUUAAUUCAAAAUGCUUCUCAUUUAAUUUGGUGUUAGUUGUAACCGUAUUGGUACAGUUUAUGCUCGAUAUUAUUAUUUGAAAAUUAUCAUUGAAUGAUACCCAUUUCUGUUGAUAUUAUAGUUGUAUUAUCCCAAACGAAAAGAUACAUUUGUAUCUCAAUAUUAUUAUUAUUUGAAAUUAUCAUUGAAUGAUACCCAUUUCUGUUGAUAUUAUAAUUUUAUAUUCAUAUUACAGUUGUAUUAUCCCAACCGUAUAGAUACAUAUGUAUCUCGAUAUUAUUAUACUGAAGCUGUCUUAUUUACCAGAUAUUAUUAAUAUUAUUUGAAAUUGCAAUUAAAUGAUACCCAUUUCUGUUGAUAUUAUAAUGUUAUAUUUAUAUUAAAGUUGUAUUAACCCAACCGUAUAGAUACAUUUGUAUCUCGAUAUUUUUAUCCUCAAGUUUUCUUGUGGACCCGAUAUUAUUAUUUGAAAUAAUUAUCACUGUAGGAUACCUAUUUCUGUUAAUAUUAUAAUAUAAUAUUGAUAUUAGAGUUGUAUUAUCCCAACCAUGUAGAUACAUUUGUAUCUGGAUAUUAUUAUACUGAAUGUACUCGAUAUUAUUAUUAUUUAAUUAUUCUUUGAAAUUAUCACUGAAGGAUACCUAUUUCUAUUGAUAGUAUAGUAGUAAUAUCCCAACCAUAUUGAUACAGUUAAUCUCGAUAUCAUUAUAUUGAAGCUUUCUCAAGGACCCGAUAUUAUAAUUUGAAAUUAUCACUGGAGGAUGACCAUUUCUGUUAAUAUUUUAGUUGUAAUAUUCCAACCGUAUUGAUAUUAUAGUUUAUGCUCGAUAUAUUCUGUAGUUUCUCGAGGUCCCAAUAUUAUUAUUCGAAAUUAUCACCGAAGGAUAUUCUUUAGUUUUUUAAUUGAUUCCAUUAGGAAAUUGGCUGUAAUUGAAACGAGCUUAUAUACAUAUAGGCCUAUUUGUAAAAUGGAAACAGUUGAAAAUAUAUUUUUUUAAAGUUCAUCCAAGUGAGGAUACCACCAAAUUGUGGUUUUUUUAUUUGAGCGGUAUUUGAUUGGUAAUUCAACUCAGCUAGUUGGAUACACAUUUGCCUAGAAUUUUUUUGUUGUUUCUCAUUAUUACUGUAAUAAUUGAUAUUGUAAAAUAGAUGUUGAAUGGGUUUGCUAUUGAUGUAACUAAUUAAUGGGUAUUUUCGGUUAGAUGUUGUCGAUUUCAUUUGUUCUCUGUAUUGUAUCUAUGUCACUAUUGUCGGAUGUAAUGAUGCUUUUGAAAGUAAUUACACAUUGAAGUUACCAAUCAAAUUUGUCGGCGGCGACACAAUUAAUGAUUGUAAUCAAUAGUUUUUGAGCCCAUCAAUCAAUAGUUUUCAAGCCCUUGUACAUUUUGAAAGCAUCAUUAUUUGACCUCAUAUAGGCUGGGGACGUUAAUGUGCAAUUUGACACAAAGUAUUAUAUCCAUAUUAGUAAGAUCUGUGUUAUCAGCCUCUAGGAUGUUCCAGUUCACAAAUUUCUAUCCAAACAUUGUGGACUGAUUGAAACCCUGUUAGUAAAUCAUCUUUGCUGUUAAAAUAAGUAAUUCGAAUGUUUUAGUUGUUAAAUGUAGAGAAACUCUUUAUGUGGACGUUGUAUGAUUAUUGUAUGUGUGAUAUGACUCUAUAGAAAUCUUGUUAACUUUUUACACUUGAAAUGCAUAUGAAGUAUGUAAUUUACCUUGGGUAAGUUUAUUUCUGUAUGUGAAAUUGGUGUUGAUAUUACACAGGGAGACUUUGAGUGUUGGCAACUUGAGGUUACUUUUGUUCUCUGUAACGUACAUAAUUAAUAAAUGUUCUUGCAUUUAGCAAGUUGAUGGCUGCCGUACUUAUUUGUGAGUUACUUUUAAAACUCUUACUAGUAAAUGGAUUUAGUAAUUAUUUAUAGAACCCCAUGCAGUAUAAUGCUCUACCUCAUCAUGUUCUAUCGGAUAAUGAAACAGCUUUUCGGAAUAAUGCAUCAGAAAAUGAUUAAAUUCAUUUUGUGACGUAUUACAUCUAAUUAUUAUAUGGGAAAAUAGGUAUAUAUUUUAUUAUAUUGACAUGCAUUGUGUGCUGAGUGAUUAUUACAUUAAGUAAAUGUUUUAAUGUAAUAUUACCGUAUCCUGUUGGACUACCUACAUAAAUGUUGAACCAGGGCUAAUGAGUGUGUGCAUGUGAUUCUGUUCUAUUUUCUAUUGUACAAUAACAGUGUAAUUGACGUUGUACUUUCACAGUACAGAUUGAACGAAUGAUAUUAUUGUUUUUUAUCCAUUAUCUUGUCGAGAUAUGAUAUUAAAAACUUUGAACUUCUUGGUGUACUCAAAUUUGGAAUGAGUAAUGUUUGAUGUCCUUCAUAUUAAGAAUGGCUAGCUAACAAUUACCUGUUCUGAUAUAUAAAUAGAUUUUUGUUAAUAAAUUGUCAUAAAUAUGUUCUCAGUAUCGAUCAUUGUGAUGAAACUUCUCUAGGUGGAAAUAGCAGUUGUAACUUAUGACUGAACUGAUAAGUGGUUUUCUCAUUUAAUAUCUUAUUGUUGUUUGAAUUUCAUUUAAUGUUUGAUAAUUGUCAAUGUUACAUUCAAAUUGAUAAGUUUUCGAGGAGUCAACCAGUUUCGUUGAAAAAAUUAUUUUUAUUUUGCCUUGAAAUUGUACAAAUUAUAUGAAAUUUGGUUUAGUUUUAUAAAUUAAUACAAGUAUAUAGAUUAAAUAUAUUUGUCUAUUACAAAAUUCAAUAUAUUAUAAUUGUAUAAAUCUUCUGUUUUCACUGAACAAUUCAUGGAUUUUCUGAAUAAAAUGUGUUGAAAAUAUCAAAA